Messenger RNA from Saccharomycopsis crataegensis, 870 nucleotides. RefSeq names its product Pho86p (gene PHO86). Bases 1 to 870 code for a protein of 289 amino acids. Lineage: Eukaryota; Fungi; Ascomycota; Saccharomycetes; Ascoideales; Saccharomycopsidaceae. The transcript has a single exon. The record is from RefSeq and is a predicted model, not a curated record.
AUGCCAUCUUCUGCUGUAUCAUCAGCAUCUAAUAAUGUUGUUGUUGCUCCACAAAUUGGUGCAGACAUCACCGAAGCCCUUGAUGUAAAAGUGGCUCCGACCUUGGCCCUCGAAGACUUGAAUCCAUCGUACGGGCUUGCCACCCUACGGUACGCCAUCGAUACCCAACAAAGACUUUGUCUGGACUUAUCCAUCAGCUUGUUCUGGAGCCCUGUUACUUUCUCGGUGUUGCUCAUGGUGAACGCCGCGUUUAUAAACUACAAGCUUGCUGGAUUGACGUUGUUGCAGUUUAUCAAAUGGGAUGUUAGUGGAUCGUUACAUUGUUUGAUUUUCUUCAUGGCCAGUUUUGCAGGGUUAUUGUUAUGUUGUAAAUUACAGAGUUAUUUCUUGAAAGAACAAGGUGAUUUGGUAGAAUCCACCGGGGCCGAAGACCAAUUUGGGGUGGAUCUACGAGAAUUCAUCUCCGUGAAGAAAAAUCAAGCAAAGAAGCUUGAGCAAAUCAAAGUUGAUAAUGCUAAAGUGGCGGUCUAUAGAAAAUUGCCAAUUGGAAUGAUUGCCUACCAACCAGUGAAGCACGAUGAUGAUAAACAGUUUGAAAUCACUGCUAUUGGUGGGAGAAAAGUGUAUAUCAGAUCCGGGAUUUAUGAAGAUUUGUUGGAUUGGGUCCUUGGUGAUAUCUCACAGGCGACCCAAGGCGACAGUUUCCAAGUGUCCAUGCAGUGUUACUCUUUCGAUAGCGAUUUGAAGAAGUUGUUGGUGGCAAAGAAAUUUGAAUGCGUUAAGAAGGUAAAGGCCAACGGCAUUAUAGGUACAGGGUUAUUUGGGAUUUCCAAAGAUGAAUAUGUUUUCAAGUACCAAAAGGAUAACUGA